Messenger RNA from Enterospora canceri, 426 nucleotides. The record is from the annotation of a GenBank genome assembly. NCBI's taxonomy places the organism in Eukaryota, Fungi, Microsporidia, Enterocytozoonidae.
AUGAAGACUGGAGCAAAUCUAGUUAUAACUGUACCAAAUAAAAAGGAGAUUGUUUACAGGCUAAGAAGAGGAAACAUGAGCAAUGAUCUAUAUUCUAUCAAACCAAUCCAUGGGCUGAUGCAGAUCAUUGAUUCCGAGACAGAAUAUGAGGAGAAGACGCUAUUCAAACAGGCCUAUUUGUUCGAGUUAAAGGAUGCAAUAAACAACUGCGAGGAGUAUUUGGUUGAUGAUCGGACGCUGUUGAGCGUGUUCAGAGCGAAGAAUCUGGUUCCAAUAGAGAAUUUCACAGCAGAAAACUAUGCUCGAAUUCACGAUCGUAGAAACAAAAACGGAAUAGAUUUGGACCAGGAAAGGAGAUCCCUAAGUGAUCAGGAGCGAGAAGUGGUGGAUUUGUACCAGAUUUACGUGUUUAGGAAGGUGGCCUAG